Messenger RNA from Rhipicephalus sanguineus (brown dog tick), 924 nucleotides. Its product is annotated as zinc finger BED domain-containing protein 4. The record is from RefSeq and is a predicted model, not a curated record. The transcript has 3 exons. Gene Ontology annotation, molecular function: protein dimerization activity. NCBI's taxonomy places the organism in Eukaryota, Metazoa, Arthropoda, Arachnida, Ixodida, Ixodidae. Bases 1 to 924 code for a protein of 307 amino acids.
AUGAGAAGCUUUGCGUUAGAAAACCGGAGCGUGACCGAGAGCCACACUGCUUGCAACAUCCUGGAGCACCUGCAAGCAAUGAUGGAUAACUGGGAGCUGCCACUGCAGAAACUGCCAGUCUACGUGGUGAUGGACAAUCUGAAGGAAGCCAUCUGUGUGGAGCUGGCCACUUCUGAGACAACCGUGCCCAACCUGGCACCACAGGAGUGGAAAGCUGUGACUGGACUAGUCAAAGCUCUUGAACCAAUCGUAUUGGGGACCAAAGAUCUUAGUGGCCACAAAUAUGCAACUUUGUCGUCAGUGGUACCGUUUUUGCAUGGAACACAGACGGUUCUGAAAGACUGUAUUGCAGCCGAUGAUGACACCUCAGAGUUUGCUAGAAAUUUGCUGAAAAGCAUGAGGACAAGGUUUCCAGGGCAGGACGAGCAAAAGGAGUAUGUGCUGGCAGCCGCCUGUGACCCAAGGUUUAAGAACCUCUUCUGUACUGAAACAUUCCAGGAAACAAGGCUAUUGGAGCAUGCAAGAACUGAGUUGCAGCUCCCUCCAGAAGAAGAAUCAAGUGACUGUGUCGAAGCAUUGGCAUCUACAGCUCACAAGAAGCGUAUCAGCAGUAUCUGGGACAGCAUUGAGAAGCUGGCAGCGUCAUCAGAAAGAAGACACUCCACCAAAACAGCCAACAUCGAGGAGUUUAAGCGGUACCUUCGAGAGCCCACUUGCAGCAAGGACCAAGACCCUCUAGCAUUCUGGAAAGAAACACGCAAGCAGCGCUUCCCAGGAUUGUGCAAGAUGGCCAUGAAAUACAUGGGCAUUCCCGCAACAAGUGUACCAAGCGAAAAGUUGUUUUCGACGGCUGGUGAAGAGUGCACGAAGCUUGUUAAGCUGUGCACCACUGCUACCGAUGUGGAAGAGCUGUCCAAGCUCUAA